Molecule: messenger RNA, 1507 nt
Organism: Paramacrobiotus metropolitanus
Lineage: Eukaryota; Metazoa; Tardigrada; Eutardigrada; Parachela; Macrobiotidae
Product: very-long-chain 3-oxoacyl-CoA reductase-like
Exons: 8
Coding region: 194-1210 (338 amino acids)
Molecular function (GO): oxidoreductase activity
Source: RefSeq, a predicted model, not a curated record
AAACAUCGAUAUCUGGAUAUUAAUACAAGUUAGUGACAAUUUUGCAGAUAAUAAGCUUUCUCCUUUUCUUUCUGUUCAAUUCGAUUUUGAUUUUGCAAGAUUUAUAAAUGGUGUAGCGUUUAGCAGCGCACAGCAAUCACAGCAUUUAUUUUGUGGAAAUCGCGGUUAAUCGUCUUCAAGCACAUCGACAACCAUGGUAAUGCAAUGGCUGAAUAUCUUCGAGGGAACACCGGGCGCCCUGGGGGAUUCCGGUGAGGCAGCGACUACAUCCGUUUUAACCCGUGUGACGGGCACCGUGGACCGUCUGACCACCGAAUACCUGGGCGCGGCCAAGCCCUACUUCGUGGCCUUCGGGGUGGGCACGGCGGCCGUGAUGGGUGCGUGUGCCACUUGGGAGUUGUCCAAGGGACUCUUCUCCUACGUGCUGGCCAAGCCCCUGCAUCUCGGCAAAGAUCUGAAGAAGUUCGGCACCUGGGCUGUUGUAACGGGAGCCAAUACGGGAAUCGGUCGGGUUUACGCUUUGGAGCUGGCUCUGCGGGGAUUCAAUAUUGUUCUGGUGGCACGCAAUGAGGAGAAGUUGGAAGUUACUGCUAAAGAAAUUCGCGAUAUUCACGGUGUAUUCACAAAAAUCGUGGUUGUGGAUUUUGAGGAUGCCGGACUGGACAACUACCUUCGCGUUCAAGCACAACUUCAAGGCUUGGACAUUGGCGUGCUAGUGAACAAUGCCGGACUGGGACCGGAAGAUCCCAUGACGGAAUUCCUCGAUAAUCCACCUGAUGCCGAGAAAUGUAUCGCCAUGAUCAACGUCAACAUUUCCGGCGUGGUGAUGAUGACGCGCAUCAUCCUCCCGAGUAUGGUGCAGACCAAGAAGGGCUGCAUUAUCAACAUCUCGUCGGUCAACGGCGAUAUUCCCGCACCGAAAUCCGCGCUGUACUCCGGCACCAAGGCCUUUGUCGACUUCUUCUCACGCGCCUUGACGGAAGAAUACAAGAGCAAAGGCAUUAUUGUUCAAUGUGUGAUGCCUGGCGCUGUAAUGACGAAGAUGGUUCAGAACAAGGAUAAAGAUUCCUUCUUCUGUGUUAACCCGGAAGAUUUCGUUCCCUCGGCGCUGGCCCAGGUCGGACUGCGCUCGCAGACGUAUGGUCACUGGAAGCAUGCUCUUCAUAUGAAGCGCAAGAAGGUGCGCACAUGGCUGUCCUCGUUACUGUAGACGCCCGAGUCAUCAAUCAAUCAUCGUCAGUCGGCCGAUGGGGCUUCCGUAUGUUUUAGCGGUUUUAACGGGUUUCUCACGCGUGUUGUGAAGUUUGAUAUCAUCAUAAAAGCACAUGGACAACGUACUUCGUUACGUACAUUGGGCAGUUUUAGUGGUGUUAGGUUAAUUUCGUGACGUUUCCUAGUUUCCUAAACUGAAUCAUUUGACGUUUCUUAUCCAGUGUGUGCGAGAAUCACAUUGAUGUCUCGUCUGGAUGAAAUUGUUUGCAUUAAAUAAAUCUGGUUUUUAAUGUAA